Messenger RNA from Thamnophis sirtalis, 5964 nucleotides. NCBI's taxonomy places the organism in Eukaryota, Metazoa, Chordata, Lepidosauria, Squamata, Natricidae. The record is from RefSeq and is a predicted model, not a curated record.
AUGGAUGCUUUUGGUGGAGCUCCCCGAUUCCUUGCCUCUCCUCGUACUUUCUCAGUCCAAAGUGGCACGAAUGCCAUCCUGAAGUGGCAGGUGGCCGGGGAGCCGCGUCCCAGCAUUGUCUGGGAGAAAGAUGGCUCUGUGCUAGAGCUGCCCUCUGGCCGGAUGUUUCUUGAAGUGAACGGGGAUGCAUACAGCCUGCUGGUCUCUCAGGCUGGCCCAGGGGACAGCGGACGCUAUGUGUGCAAAGCAAAGAACAGUGUAGGUGAAACCUAUGCAGCUGCUCUGCUGAAAGUGGAAACAGGGUCCGAACUGAAACCUAAUGGAGAUCUUGACUGUCAGCCUCCCACCUUCUUGAAUAGGCCUGUCUCAGCAUGCGUGACCCGGGGUGAAGAUGUGACUUUUGCCUGUAGAGUCUCAGGGCAGCUUGAAUGGAAAAAAGAUGGACGCAGAUUAUCAGACAUCUUUGAGAGCAGCCAUUACAGAAUGGAUGUAGAGCCUGGGGAUUGGCAUUCUCUGCACAUCUAUAACACCCGAUUGCCAGAUGCAGGCGUCUAUGUGUGCCGAGCACAGAACAGCUUUGGGGAGAGCAUGGCUGCAGCGGUGCUCCUGGUAGACCCUGUGGCAUGCCUUCCUCAUAAUGACCCAUCUCAAGGGGCUCUGCAAAACAGCCAUUUCAAGAAGCCACCUGAGUCACAAGAGGAUAAGAGGCAUCCACACCACCCUGCACGCAUUGUAUUGUCUGAAGGCAGGCAGAAUGGAGAAGUGCUUCCCAGCUCCCCCCCUACAAAGUCUUUUACUGUGAAUGAAGGGAAGCAUGCCAAGUUCCGCUGCUACGUCAUUGGCAAGCCCAAGCCGGAGAUCGUCUGGCAGAAGGAUGGGAAGGUGUUGUCCCCUGGACGAAGACACCUGCUCUACGAGGAUAGAGAGGGCUACUUCAUCCUUAAGGUGUUGUACUGCACAGCACGAGAUUGUGGACUCUAUGUGUGCACAGCCUGCAACACUGCCGGCCAGACGCUCAGUGCGGUGAGACUCCAUGUCCAAGAACCCCAGCUACAGUUCCAGGCACCUUUGAUGGAUGUAGAAGUGAUGGAACACCAAGAUGCAGUCUUAGAGUGCCAGGUGCCUCUAGAGACAAUGCCUACCACAUGGUAUCUUGAAGACAAGCGCCUGCAACCCAGCCCCAAGUACCUGAUGGAGGAGCAGGGCCUACUGAGGCGGCUGACAGUGCGUGAUGCACGGGCCGAUGAUGACGGCAUCUACCUGUGUGAGAUGGAAGGCAAGGGCCGCAGCAUUGGGGAGCUCUCUGUGCAAGGUCUCAUUGUAAAGCGCUUGCCACGAAAACUGGAUGUGAUGGAAGGAGAAAAUGCAGCCUUCUAUGUGGAGACCCGGGAACCUGUGGAAGCACCAAGUUGGGGCCGUAAUGGGCAAGAACUGGUUGAGGCCCCACAUACGCUUAUUAGGAGCUUUGGGAAAACACAUAUUUUGGUAUUGGUACAUGUGUCACGGCAUGAUGCUGGAGUCAUCACUUUCAUGGCGGGCGACUCACAAACAUCAGCACAGCUUCGUGUGAAAUGUGCCAAAAGGAUUCCACCAAGUGCACCUGUGGAAGUAAAGAUGUGCACCAGACAUAGCAAUGCUGCCCUCCUGGCGUGGUGCCCACCACCAAAUCUACAUCGUAGCCCACCAAGCAGCUACAUCCUUGAGAGGCAGACUGUAGGAGAGGCUGAGUGGGUGCCUUGCCUAACCACUGAUGUCGCUAGCAUGGUUGAAGUUCCAGGGGAUGGUGUGCCCCAGGAGGCUGACUACCGCUUCCGUGUAUGCUCUGCCAAUCAGUAUGGGUGCAGUGAGCAUGUGGAAUUCCCAGGCUCCGUGCAUCUUGUGCCCAGAGCCCAUAUAAAGGAGGGACUGCAAGAUGUGACGGUUUGUAUCAAUGAGGAUGCCACUUUUUCAGUGAAGCUGUCAGCUCCCAUGUCUGGUUGCUGGUACCUCAGUGGGAAGAGGCUGGCAAAGGAAGAGGAAGACCAGCAGUACCUCAUCAUGCACAGUGGAGUGAGCCAUACUUUGCAGGUCAAAAAUGUGCAGUUAGCUGCCAAUGGGUCCGAGGUGCGAUUUGAAGCCAAUGGUGUGAAAGAAUCAGCAGUGUUGCAUGUACAAGAAACUCCUGUCCAUAUUAUGCACUGCAGCCCUGAGGAAGCUCACACCUACCUGGUCUCAGAGCGUGUGGUACUGGCCUGUGAGCUGUCCCGUCCUAACGCCCCUGUGUGCUGGUACAAGGAUGGGGAAAAGGUGGAGGAAAGCCAGGACCUCCUGCUGGAGAACGAGGGUCCACACUGCCGGCUGAUCCUUGUCUCUGCCCACAUCCAGGAUACAGGAGAGUUUGUGUGUGAUGCAGGUGGUGACUCUGCCUUCUUCAACAUCACUAUCACAGAGCCACCUGUACAGGUGGUGUGCUCCAAUGCAGAUGAGGCUCAUACCUACUGGGCUUUAGAACAAGUAACUUUGGCCUGUGAGCUGUCCCGCCCUAAUGCUCUCGUGCACUGGUAUAAGGAUGGGAAAGCAGUAGAAGAAACGGAGGGUCUGCGGCUGGAAAGCGAAGGGCCUCAUCACCGCCUGAUCAUUGCCUCAGCCCAGGUGCAAGACACAGGAGAAUUUGUAUGUGAUCUGGGAGGCGAUUCUGUCUUUUUCACUGUAACUGUUUCAGACCAUCCUGUAAGGAUCAUAUACUCCAAUGAUGAAGAGAGCCAUGUCUACCAGGUUGCAGAACGCAUAGAGCUAUCCUGCGAGCUUUCUCGUCCUGAUGCCCUCGUACAUUGGUACAAGGAUGGAGAAGAGGUGGAAGAAAGUGAAGGACUCCUACUGGAGAGUGAGGGCCCUCACCGUCGGCUGGUCAUUCCUUCAGCUCAAGUAAAAGAUUCUGGGGAGUUUGUGUGUGAUGCAGGUGGCGAUUCGGCAUUCUUCAACAUCACUGUCAAAGAACCACUUGUGCAAAUUGUGCAGUCCAAUGCAGAGGCCACUCAUGCUUAUCAGACCUCCGACCGCGUGGUGCUGACCUGCGAGCUUUCUUGCCCCAACGCCCCUGUCCAAUGGUACAAAGAUGGGGAGGAAUUAGAAGAAGGUGAUGGCUUGCUAUUUGAGAGCCAAGGGCCCCACCGACGACUCGUCCUUCCCUUCGCGCAAGUGCAAGACACUGGCGAGUUUGUGUGUGAUGCAGGCGAUGACUCUGCCUUCUUCAAUGUUACAGUUGCAGAGCCUCUGGUGCAGAUUUUGCAGCCAGUGGAACGUUCACUAGAGAAGCAGGUGCAGGAAUUUGACCGCCUAGAGUUGAGCUGCACAGUGUCCAUUCCUGAUGCCCCGGUGCGCUGGUUCAAAGAUGGCCUAGAGGUGGAUGAGACACACAACCUGUUGCUUCACGCAGAAGGUGCAGAACGUUGCCUGAUGAUCUUGCGGACAAGCGUUGAAGAUGCUGGGGAAUACAUCUGUGAGACCAAGGAUGAAUCUGUCUCCUUUGAUGUCAUGGUUUCAGAGUCCCCUGUGAAGAUCGUGCAGCCGCGCAGGACUCCCUCUGUCCUGAAGGCCUCAACGGGGGAUACAGUGGCCCUGGCCUGUGUGCUCUCCCAUGGGAAUGCGCCUGUCCACUGGGUUAAGGAUGGUGUCAGAGUAGAGGCCAACAGCGGCCUCAUCCUGGAGGAAGAGGGUGCCCGGCGGUGUUUGGUCAUCCCUGCAGCUGGCCCAGAGCAUUCUGGGAAAUAUAUCUGCCACACUCUUGAUGAUACCAUGACCUUCACCCUCCAGGUGUCUGAUCCCCCAGUCCAAAUAGUGGGGCGAGAUGAGCUGCAAACACACCACCAUUGCUUGGUUUCUGAAGACCUGGUGCUCUCGAUAACAUUGUCUUGCCCCAAAGGAGAGGUGAAGUGGUACAAGGAUGGGGAAAAACUGCAGGACACGGAACGUAUGUGGUUGGAACAAGAUGGAACACGACAUUCAUUGGUGAUUUCAGCAGUGGAAAUGUCUGAUGCUGGGGAAUAUCUGUGCGACAGUGGUGAUGAUAGCCUUAUCUUCUAUGUCAUGAUAGAAGUCCCUAGGUUGGUGGAGAUAAUUUCUGAGCUGCAUAAUUUAACGGUGCUGGAAGGGGAUGAUGCCAUUUUCAAAGUGGUGAUAUGUCCCGAUGAUGUCAGGUUGAAUUGGCAGCUGAAUGGACAAGACGUCGUGAACAGUGAGCGGUUGACCAUAACCAAGAAUGGGCUAUGCCACACCCUCACCCUACGACAAUGCCGCUUGAGUGACACCGGCAUAGUCACCGUCUGUGCGGAAGGUCUGUCAAGUUCAGGCAGACUCAGUGUGCAAGAGGCUCAGGUGCUGUUUGUCCGGACGUUGCGUGAUUUGGCGGCUGAGGAGGGGCAGGAUGUCCGCUUGGAAGUGGAGCUGAGCGUGGAGAGUGCGGAGGUGCAGUGGAUGAAGCAAGGCAUCUUACUGCAGCAGAAUCCAAGACUCUCCAUGGAGGUGCAAGGGCCAAAAAGGGUCCUUACCAUCCAUCAGAUUGAGCUUGCUGACCGAGGCACCUAUCGCUGUGAGAGUCUGCAUGAUCGCACUCAAGCCAGGCUGAGUGUGGAACCCCGGAAGGUGACAGUGAAGAAACCACUAUCAGAUGUGGAGACAUUGGAAAAGGAGACAGUGACAUUUGAGCUUGAGCUUUCUCACCCCAAUGUAUUGGGGGUCUGGACGCGUGACGGCAUCCGUGUGAAGCCUAGUUCCACCUGCCAAAUGAGUGCCACUGGUUGUGUGCACAGCCUGACGCUGCAAAGGCUCAUGCUAGAUGACACAGGGACUGUGGCCUUCACUGCGGAUACUGUGCGGAGCUGUGCGCGCCUUACGGUCCGAGAGCCACCAAUUACAAUGCUGCGCUUGCCCCAGGACUUGGGAAUUCCCGAGACAGGCUCAGCUACCUUUGAGUGUGAGCUGUCCCGACCCCUGGCUGAGGUGAAGUGGUACAAGGAUGGCAAGGAGAUCCAGGUGAGCCCCAACUGCCGCAUAUAUUCAGUGGGGCGUCGGCGUCUCCUGCAGCUCAACCAUUGCAGCCUUGAAGAUGCUGGCGAAUAUAUGUGUGAUGCUGGUGAUUGCCAUGCCUCUGCCAAACUGAGAAUCUUUGAACGUCAGGUCCAGAUUGUGCGAGAGCUGGAGGAUGUCCGUGUGCAGGAGAACGAGAAUGCUGUUUUCAUAUGUGAGGUGUCCCUAGCGGAGGUGAAAGGUGAAUGGUAUAAUAAUGGAGAGAGACUCAAAGUCACCAGCACUGUGAAAAUACGACAGGAAGGAACCCGCCACUUCUUGCUUCUGAGCUCUGCCCGCCCUGAGGACACAGGCCAGGUCCGUUUUGUGGCCAAGACAGCAGCUUCGGAAGCCAGGCUGGAAGUGGAAGCAUUGCCAAUUCGCAUUGUGAAGCCACUGCGUGAUAAAACUGUACUGGUGCGUCACAAAGCCACGCUGGAAUGCACAGUGUCUCAGGCUCGAGGACGUGUGCGCUGGUUUCGGGGUGACACAGAGAUCUAUGCUGGGCCAAAGUAUGAAAUCUGCAACUUGGAUUGUUAUCGAACUCUGGUUAUUCACUGUGUGGAGCCUGCAGAUGAAGGCCUGUAUACCUGUGAUGCCCUGGAUGAUCAUUCCACAGCCCGCCUGCUAGUGGAGGCUGAGGGAAUCCAGGUGGUCCAACCUCUGAAGAACGUGGAAGUGAUGGCUCCCUUUGAGGCGCAGUUUGAGUGUGAAAUAUCUGCCCCUUCAGACUUCACUCCCCAGUGGAGCCUCAAUGGGGAGGAGCUGCAGCCUGGCUUGCAGGUGCAGAUGGAGAGUGUGGGACACAUCCAUAAACUGAGGUUCUGCAGGACUAGCCCUAACAUGAGUGGGAUGGUGAAGAUUACCAUUGGUAAUGCCCGUUCCAAAGCCCAUCUCACAGUGCGAGGUAAAUAUGUCUGA